Anas platyrhynchos (mallard) is the source of this 3980-nucleotide messenger RNA. The record is from RefSeq and is a predicted model, not a curated record. Lineage: Eukaryota; Metazoa; Chordata; Aves; Anseriformes; Anatidae.
UCUUUUGUUUUGUUUUUGCUUCACUUUGCUUUUUGUUUGUGGCUUUCUUCUACUUGGCACCGAGGGAAUUUGCUGCAUUUCCCCCUCGCAGAAUCAGUCACGCCGUCCCUAGGUUCACGCUGAGGAUCUGCAAAGUUUUCCGAGCCGAAGGGAGUCACUUUUACAGCGUGUGUGGGGGUGGCGGAGAGAGAGUAGGGGUAUCAGAUGCAAUAGGGUCCCUGCCUCCCAGCCGCAGUGCUGCUCUCCUCUGCCGAAUACUUGCAGGCUGUGCAAUUAACAGGGCAGGAGGUGAAUUAAAUCUUUGUGAAGCCCACCGAGAAGGGGGUUCCUGCGAGCUCUUUCCCAACAGGUCUCGGGCGGCUGGGAUAACAACAGAAACACGCAGCAAGAGCGAGAGAAAAGCGGGGAGCCCCGCCGGCCGCCUCAGGAUCGCCGAGCCCCCCCCGGCCCCGCUCGGUGCCAGUGCUCCCGCCGGCGGCCGAUGGACAACCUCGGCGGGGCCCGGCCGCUGCGGCUGCUCCUGCUCGUGGCGCUGCUGCCGCCCGCGCUCCGCGGCCAAGCAUGACUCAGGUACAGUGCUGCCGCAGCAAGUUGGAGGAGCACUACUGUUCAGAUGGGAUCAAAUUUGCCAAUGUGCGUGAAGAGUGUGACUCAUAUACUGGUGAAAAUUCCACCUGUGAAGCUGAAUACUUUCAGAAAUGUUGUCACUGUUGUUUGCUGGGAAAGACCACCCAAGUUCAAGGACAGAGUUGUGAAUCCAACCUGAAGAUAGGAUACCAAUGUGGAAUUGUCUUCAGAGCUUGUUGUGUGAAAGGACAAGAAGGCACUGAUGUGUCCAUCAGUGAUGAUGCUCCUAAAAAGGAACCGGUUGAAAUUUCAAAGGAGGAACUAGACCAAGAAGAUCCUUAUCUGCAUGAUGGCUGCAGAGGAAUAUUAAAAGCUUCUAUUAUUAAUUUAUUUCUGAAUGAGAUCAGAAAAAAUGUUUUCUUCAUGAUGAGCCAAAUUUUGGGUGGUGGUCCCUGCUCUCAGCAGUGCAGAGACACCGGAUCCAGUUAUGUCUGCUCCUGCUUUGUUGGGUAUCAACUUCAACCAGAUGGUGUCAACUGUGAAGAUAUUAAUGAGUGUAUCACUGGUACACACAGCUGUGGGAUUGGACAAACUUGUGUCAAUACAUUAGGAUCCUUUCGCUGUCAGCGGGACACGAGCUGUGGAACUGGUUAUGAACUAACUGAUGACAGUCGUUGUAAAGAUAUUGACGAAUGUGAGACUGGUACUCAUAACUGCCCCCCCGAUUUUAUCUGUCAGAAUACUCCAGGAUCUUUCCGUUGCCGACCCAAGUUACAGUGCAUGAAUGGGUUUAUACAAGAUGCGCUAGGCAACUGUAUUGAUAUCAAUGAAUGCCUGAGUACCAACAUGCCAUGUCCAGCUGGGCAGAUAUGCAUUAACACUGAUGGCUCAUACACCUGCCAGCGAAUCUCACCCAGCUGUGGCCGAGGGUAUCAUCUUAAUGAAGAUGGAACAAGAUGUGUAGAUGUGGAUGAAUGCUUAUCUUCCAAUCAGCCAUGUGGCGAAGGACAUGUUUGUAUAAAUGCCCCAGGCAAUUAUCGCUGUGAGUGCAAAUCUGGCUAUUCUUUUGAUGUCAUCAGUAGAACUUGUGUUGAUAUCAAUGAAUGCAGACGUUAUCCAGGCCGUCUUUGUGCUCACAAGUGUGAGAAUACUCCUGGUUCCUACUACUGCACUUGUACCAUGGGAUUCAAACUUUCAACUGAUGGCAGGUCAUGUGAAGAUUUAAAUGAGUGUGAGAGCAGCCCCUGUAGUCAAGAGUGUGCCAAUGUGUAUGGCUCCUAUCAGUGUUACUGCCGCCGUGGCUUUCAACUUAGUGACAUAGAUGGGAUUUCAUGUGAAGAUAUUGAUGAAUGUGCUUUACCUACUGGAGGUCAUAUCUGUUCCUUUCGAUGUAUUAAUAUUCCUGGGAGCUUUCAGUGUACUUGUCCCUCCACCGGUUACAGGUUGGCACCCAAUGCACGAAACUGCCAAGAUAUUGAUGAGUGUGUUGCAGAAACCCACAACUGCUCUUUCAAUGAGACCUGCUUUAAUAUCCAAGGGGGCUUUCGCUGUCUGUCUUUGGAAUGUCCAGAAAAUUACCGCAAGUCUGGAGAUACUGUCAGACUUGAAAAGACAGAUACUAUCCGUUGCAUUAAGUCUUGUCGACCGAACGAUGUCAACUGUGUGUUGGAUCCAGUCCACACAAUUUCCCACACUGUCAUUUCACUACCCACAUUCAGAGAAUUUACAAGACCUGAAGAGAUUAUUUUUCUUCGUGCUAUCACACCUACAUAUCCAGCCAACCAGGCGGAUAUCAUAUUUGACAUAACAGAAGGAAAUUUAAGAGAUUCCUUUGAUAUCAUCAAGCGUUACAUGGAUGGUAUGACAGUGGGUGUCGUGCGCCAGGUACGGCCCAUUGUUGGACCUUUCCAUGCCAUCCUGAAACUGGAGAUGAACUACGUCAUGGGCGGGGUGGUAUCUCAUCGUAAUAUUGUCAAUGUUCACAUCUUUGUCUCUGAGUACUGGUUCUGAGAGAGCUUUUAAAAUCCCAGACAAGGAAGCUGCUCCAACUUAAGUCAUUACCACAAACUAUUACAUCAUAUACUUGUUUGUAAAACCCAAUAGUGGUUCUUUUUUGUUUUGUUUUUAAAUAUUUGUUUUAUGGUUUAAGACAAAUAACAAGCUAUUAUGUUGAUUAAACAUAGGGUGGGGCAAAUUAAGUGAGCUGAUUUAGUUGUGUGUAUAAAUAAGUAGUGUGUAAAAGUGUUCAACUGCCUAGAGAAAUUUAAAACUUUUCUAAAUGUUUAGGCAGAUCUUAACUAUUGCUCCUUGGCCUGAUAAACAAAGCAACUAAGGAUGUGGAACAAAAUACAUGUCAGAAUUCACUGGGAUGAAUAUAUGGUAUCUUUGGAUGGAAGAAGUUUGGUAAGGGCUAGUUAUUUCACCACAAUGUGAGUUACCUUAAAGGAGUUAGAUUGUUAGAAGUGCUGAAUAUUCACUUUUAGGCUCCAGUAAGAUAACUCUGAACAAGCACCCAUAAUUACUAAUCAUUUCUGAAAAGUUUAGCCUUGAUAUUUAAAAAGAGCCAUCCAGCUAUGGCUACAAGAGGAAGUACAAAAAAAUAGAAAUAGGAGGAGACUAACAACCUGUUGCACAUAUUAAAAAAUUACUCAUUUUUUGUACUUGUUAUUUGUUUGUAAAAUUAUGUUUGAUUCUAAUUAAACAAAUACCUCUCUCUGAAAUUAGCCUGUUACUGAAACUCAAACCUGUAUCUCCUGUCUAUUGUAGAGGAAAGCUUGACACCUUUUUAAAAUUGGUAAUAAGAUUAGCAUGUUAAGCUAUACACUUCCUAUGCACCAAACCAAGGCACAUUUAAUAAGAUAAUGAAACUCUCACAAAUAAAUGAUUUUUUUUAAUGUAUUUUCUGAGCAUCAAAGUAAUGCAUCUUUUUAGUAUAGAACAGAAAAUAAAUAGCUUUAUGUUUCUGUUUUCUGUGUUUGUUAAGAUACAAGAAAAUAAAGCCAGAUCAGAAGUAUGCUAUUCUGUUUAACAGAAGAAAAAAAAAAAGUAUAAUAUACAAAAAUAUAUAUCCUAUAAGCAAAUGAAUUAUAUGUGUAUAUUACACAUUCCCCACUCAAAGUAGUUUGCUAGUUUGGUCAUUAGUGGCACUAGGCAUUUGCUUCUUUCCUUUAUACAAAAGCCUCUGAAGCUAAAGGGAAUCUUUCCAUUGGUCUGAGUGAUAUUUGAGUUAGACUAAAGAAGACCAUCCACUCUGAUCCAUUGCAAAUAAAAGGACAUAGCAACUUUACUGUAUACAUACAGACUUCUUCAUGCAGUUCUCUGUGGCAGGGAAAAUUCCUUGCCUUCAGCUUUCUUGUUCUAUAAAAUAAGAUUUUAUGGUAACACAUUCUCAUAAAUAAAUGUUGACUAAAAAA